Molecule: messenger RNA, 4415 nt
Organism: Ruditapes philippinarum (Manila clam)
Lineage: Eukaryota; Metazoa; Mollusca; Bivalvia; Venerida; Veneridae
Exons: 3
Coding region: 1064-3103 (679 amino acids)
Molecular function (GO): zinc ion binding
Source: RefSeq, a predicted model, not a curated record
GCUAGGUUCACGAAACAUGUGAAUUGGCCCAGCAAAUUAGUAAAAUAUAAAGAUUGCAAUAAAACAAAACUAAUGACAUUACACGCAAGCAUGAUACUUAUUCAUUCUAAAUAUGGUCUAAAAUUUUAUUUAAAUUCAUUUCUGGAAGGAGUAAAAUACUAAAUAAAAACACCUAUGUUGAAUAUUUCACGUGUUUUCGUCAUUUUCGCCAUAUCUUUCAACUGAAAAAAAUAUGAAGGCAUUUUCCCGACACUUAGAUAUUUCACACAUACUUUACUUUAAUAUCAACUAAUUGGCACACAAAAUUUCAAGGUGUCGAAAUAGUGCCUUCAUUCUUAAUUUUUAUGUAAUAUACUUAGCAGAUGGUCAAAGUUACGAGUGACUCGGGGUCGAAUUACAAGCUUUUGUUUGCAGGCUUUCCUUUCAUUAAUUGAUUGCUAUUGUAUUUGUAAAUUUUAUUUGAAUAAAAUAAAAUAAAUGACAGUGGCUAGAACUAACAUGCAUUAAUGAUAUUUUCAUGAAUCUUGAAGUUUGACAAUUGAAUUCCGUGUAAACUUGUUAUGCGUUAGAAGUGUAGUCUACACGACGCAAGGGGCGCUACUCUUACUGACAGUUCAUCGUUAUAAACAACGUGCACAUUUUCAUUGUUACGCAGCAAUUUGUUGAAUUACUUGACAUACGUAGACAUGUAAAGGUAUGUUGAACAUAUUCUUUAUAAAAUUCAUGUUUCUUUUUCGUUCGCUGUGCCAUUUUAAUUUGAUUUUCUUCAUUAAAAGUGUUGAUCUGCUUGCACUUGCAGACGAUAAGCCUAAUUCUCGUCCGUUAAAUAUGACUUGGGAUAAAACCACGAAAUAAUAUAGUCGGAAUAGAUAUUUGUGAUCAAUAAUCUAUGAAAUACAUUAUCGGCUGUAAAAUAAAUUAUGGGUGAAUUAUUUUCAACAAAACACGGUAGAAUAAUUAUAUAGUUAUAAUUAUCUUCCUCAGGUUAUCGAAAGUCUUGGCGCAGUGGUUGUAACGAUGGCGUAACGUGUGAAAGGAUCAGAGUUCGAAACCUAGAUGGAGGAUGGCUCCAACUCCAUGCGUUUUGUGUGGGAAAAGACUAAAGAUACAUCAAAGGAGGCCUGUGAAUCCAUAUCUUAUCCGGUAUCUCAGAAAAACGUUCAUGCUUGAAACUUCAAAAUCUGACUACAUAUGUGGAAAAUGUAGCCGACCGGCAUAUCCUUCUCAGCAUAACAAAAGACCCAUAAUAUCUGCAUGUCCUGUUCCUGUCACAGCAGAAAAGAAUGAUAUUCAACAAUUGCCAAGUCCACCAUCGGUUUCUUUGAGCUUAAAAACAAUUUCAAAAAGUCAUUCAUACUGUUUUAUUUGUAAGAAAGUAGGAUCUAAAUUAAUUGUUGUUCCAUCAAAACUUAGAACAGAAACACUUGUGAAGCAUAAUAUCCUUAUAACAGCUGACAGUAGGUGUUGCCCUGCUCACCUGAAUAAUAAUCGUAAUGGUUUCCAAGCAAAUGUUUUAGAUAACGUAAAAACAUUAGAGUCUGUUUUAUUAAACCUGACUACAAUUGUGAAUGUUAUAAAUAAUGUCAGACAGUGUAUACUUAAUUCAUCGUCUAAUAGAAUGUCAUUUGACAAUAUUGAUACAUUUUCAAAUGAAGAUUUGUGCAAUCUUACAGGUUUGAACAAAGAACAGUUCUUAGAUUUAUGCUCUAUUACUGAAGAACAUGUUAGAAAUACGCCAGUUAGAAGCCACAUUACUACACUGGGUAUAUUUAUGUUUAAACUUAAGUCUGGAUUAUCAAACAAAAUUCUUUCAACACUUUUUGAUGUAUCUAAAUCAGGCAUAAGAAGAGCAGUACAUACAAUCAGAAAAGUGCUUGUUUCUGAACUUGUUCCUAAAUAUCUUGGCUUCCAGCACAUAUCAAGAGAAGAAAUUAUAAAAAGCCAUACUCGUUCCCUAUCACAGUCACUACUUGCAGAAAAUGCCAGCCAAGCUAUAAUUGUUUUAGAUGGAACAUACAUAUAUAUUAGAAAAAGUACAAACUUCAAAUUCCAAAGACGUUCUUAUAGUGUACAUAAAGGGCGGCCACUUGUUAAACCUAUGGUAAUAGUAAGCACCACUGGAUACUUUAUUUCCGUAUUAGGACCAUAUCUUGCAGAUUCUAAAAACAGUGAUUCAGGAAUUUUAAACCAUGCAGUAAGGAAUAACAUAGAGGAAAUCAAAAAUUGGGCUCAGCCAAAUGAUAUAUUUGUUGUAGACCGUGGAUUUCGUGACUCCCUGCAAGUGCUGGAGGAGAUGGGAAUAAAAGCACAAAUGCCAAAGUUCAUGCCGAAGGGUGCCAAACAAUUAACAACCAUGGACGCUAACCACAGUCGGUUAGUAACAAAGGUCAGAUGGGUAGUUGAAGCAUCAAAUGCUCGAAUAAAGAGAUGGAAGUAUCUUGACCAUGUAUUGCCUACCAAUCAAGUUCCGUACAUUGGUGAUUAUGUCCGAAUUAUUUGUGCCACAUGUAACAAAUACCUUUCACCUCUAAAUGCAACCAAAGAUUUGAUGGACGACACACUUGUAGCAGAGAGAAUGAGAGAUAAAAUCCAGAAUGUUAACCACUUACAAUCGUAUGUUCAAGAAAAUGAACUGUAUAAGCGAAAUAUUUCAAAAUGGCAAGCAGUGCAAGAAAUUGACAAUUUCCCCUCCAUAGAUGAUUUUACUCUUAGUCUUUUGACUCUUGGUACCUACCAAAUGAAACUUUGCCAGUCAUAUGCACAAGAGUACCUUGAUGGAGAUUGUGAUAUUUUGGUGUAUAAAGAAUCAAAAGACUUGUUGAGAGUAAGACUUCAAAGUCGUCAUGUAUCUUCCAAGUCUUAUUUUGUUUGGAUUCAGUAUGAUUCAGACCAUGUCAAGGCCUGGUACUGCCAGUGCAAGGCUGGUGCACGGACAGUUGGAACAUGUUCACAUGUGGCUGCGGUGAUUUGGUACCUAGGCACAUCUAGGCAGCAGUCUGACAGGUACGGAGUCCAAGACUGGACUCAAUACCUUGAUGAUGCUGCCGAGAUGCCGCAGCCAAUAGAUUCAUCUGACUCGGAAGACAGUAUUGUAGAGGAAUAAUAAGUAAAAGGAAUCAUACCAGUAAUAUUGUCAGACUUAUUACUUAUAUACAUAACAUUUGUGGAAGUGAUGUAUCCAAUGAUUGCUUCAUUUAAUUAAGUCUGCAAGUGAAAGGUAAUGAAGAUAAAAGGCACUGUUACUUAAUUACUCAUAAAUGAACAUGAAUGUUUUUGUUGCCAUUUUAUGAAUCAUUUUUGUGAUCUGCAUAUUUUCAUUUUAAAGACUGAUUCAUGUAAUCAUAGAUGUGCAGACUUCCUCUUUUUGUGUCGCCUUGAAAAGGCAACAUUUAGGGGUUUCUUUUGUCGGUGUUGUCGUUGUCGGUGUCGGCGUCCCCUAAAGCUUGUCCGGAGCAUAAGUCAGUCAUUAUAAGUUUGAUUGACUUCAAACUUGGUAUGCAUGCUUCUUAUAAUAACUCGAAGUGCAGUGCACAAGGACCGGUACUCUGCACUUCUUAUUUUUUGAGUUAUUGCCCUUUGUUAAUUUUCAUACUUUAUUUUUGUCGUGGCCAUUUCUCCUAAACUAUAUUGUUCACAAGGCGACACAUCCGACUCGCGGAGUUCUAGUUUAAGUGAUAAUGCCCAUAUAGUACAUUGUAUGGUACCCAGAAAUUCCUGUAAGUUUCAAACAUAUUAAAAGAAUGAUGAACAAAUAAAGCUAUAAAAAGGAAUAUGUGAUGAUCAUUUAUAACAUGCAAUUAUAUUUAUUGUACAAGUAACUAUAAAGGGAAUUAUGUAUUUAUCCUUUUUUAAAUUUUGUAUAUUCAAAGCAGAUUUAUCUAUAUGAAACUUAUUAUCUAAAACUUUUAGAAUGGUUGCUAUGGAGAUUAUGAUUGAAUUUCAAUUCAAAACAUAAUUAUUUAUGUUAAUAUACAUGUAGUUUCUGUACACUACCUAAACUGUUGUUAAGCUAAGAUUGUUAAUAGUUGUUGCUAGAGAGAUUAUAAUUGAAUUUCAAUUCAAAACAUAAUUAUUUAUGUUAAUAUACAUGUAGUUUCUGUACACUACAUAAACUUUUGUUAAGCUACGAUUGUUAAUAGUUGUUGCUAGAGAGAUAAUAAUUGAAUUUCAAUUCAAAACAUAAUUAUUUAUGUUAAUAUACAUGUAGUGUUUCUGUACACUACAUAAACCGUUGUUAAGCUACGAUUGUUAAUAGUUGUUGCUAGAGAGAUUAUAAUUGAAUUUCAAUUCAAAACAUAAUUGUUUAUGUUAAUAUACAUGUAGUUUCUGUACACUUAAGCUAAGAUUGUUAAUAGUUGUUGCUAGAGAGAUUAUAAUUGAAUUUCAAUUCAAAACAUAAUUAUUUAUGUUAAUAU